UUUUGUCGAAUAUGAGUUGAUAUAAAAUGAAAAAAUAGCUUAUAAGCAAAUCUAAUGCACAAAAAUAAAAGGUAUUUCGCAAAAGACGCAUUAGGAAAGUCGUUUCAGUACAAAUUAAAUAAAGAAAAUUACUAAAGGGCGAAAAAGGUAGAAAUACAAACGUUGGAGCUGUGAAAACAGACGUGUAGAAAUUGAAGCGACAGCACGCACUUGAAAGGCAAAAAGUGACAAUACAGCCUGAUCCGGUUAGUGCUGAAUUUGGGCCUAGUCAUGAACCGCUGUGUCUUACCAGCAUGGGAUCAAAUACCCUCUCUCGUGUUGGGUAAAAUAUACAAUUACCUGGAGCCGCAGGAUCGAUUAAACGCUUCACAGACGUGCCGUCACUGGCGUGGGGUGCUUUUCCAAAAAAGAUUUUUCAACAAUUUUAAGUUCAGAUUGCACAUAAACAAUGAGCGACAAUACACGUUUUUUCGCCAAACCCUUUGUAAUUUGGCAACUGAAGUUACCAUUAAUUUUGACUUUAUGAACGUUUUCCAUAUCGAGAAAGUAAGAAAAAUCCUAUACAGGAUUGCACGUUGUAAUAAUAUGCAAGGAUUACAUUUUUCCACAAGCAAUGUGGGCAUCAUCGCUCCUGGCAUUAAAAAUAAGGAGAAACUUAUCGAUAUUGAACAAUGUUUCUUGGAGCCUCUGAAAAUGUUCUUAAAUCGCAAGAAUUUUCCAUGUCAAAUAUUGGAUUUGGGUGCGAUUGAAGCUUUAACUUUCUAUGGCAUAGAUAUACUAAAAUCUUUAGGCAAACCUGACGCAUUGUUGCAGUUAACACUGGCUUCAAUUAAAUUCGACCCUUGUAAUUAUACUAUACCUACCAUAGAGCCUACAUUGUUGCAAAAAUGCUCAUCACUGCAGGCUUUAUCGCUCGAUUACGAUUGUUUAAACGAGGAUCUGUUGCAUGCCAUGGAAUUACUUCCACUGAAUAAGUUCUUAAUCUGUAUUCACAGUUUGAAUCGUCAACAUCCUGGCAUAUCCGAUACAUCUUGGGCUAGAUUCGGAGCCGCCUUUCCCAAUAUAGAUUUGAUUGUGUCAUUGGUAUACGCUUUUGAAGCGGUUGAAGUUCUGCAAGUGCGCAUACUGCGCCGUAAUAUGCCAAUAACACAUUUGCGAGUGCUAUUUUGUGACUUUAUGAACGUAGAUGCCUUAGAUUGGAUGUCUAUCAAUAAUAGCAACACGCUGAAGAGUAUUCAGUGGAUAGAUUCAGCAUACAAACAUUCCGAUAAGAAAGUGAUGGACUUGUUUAUACGCUCCGGGCAAGACCCCUUCGUUAUGAUGGCUUGGCGUUGUAAAAAUUUAGAGGAAAUCGUAAUACAUGGCUAUGUUAUAGACCCUCAUAACAUCGUUGGUAUUUCACGUCUACGCGGCCCUACACUUAAGCGCCUAGAAAUUUCUAUGAUUGAUGAAACUCCAACAGAAGCAAGCAUGGACUCAUUCAUUGAGGAAAUCAAUACUUUGAUUGGCCAAAAAUGGGAACCCGUACCCCCUAGUAGUCUACAUCCAGCACUUGGUUAUAUACCAGUGACAGAUGAUGUACGUGAUAAAUACGUCUUCGAUCUCAUGCGCCGUGAUAUGGGCUAUUAAAAUUAAUUGCAACAACUUAAACAAUUUUUAAGCGAAUUAGGUUAACUAUAGAAUUAUAACGAACAGAAAAAGUAUGUAAAAUAGUACAUAUGUAUUAAAAACAACUUGCAACAACAACAAAACAACAUAUAUGCGAGCAAAAACGACGUUCAUAGCGAAAAUACCUUAGCAAUGUAGCUUCACAGAAACAACAGCAACAACAACCAAAGUAAAACUAAAAGUUGAAAUUUUAAAAGCAUUGCAGUGAUAAUUUUUUUCAAUAUCUUUAAAUCACUAUACGUGUUAAAGCGAAAGCGAAAGCGAGAAUAUUGGUAAAUUCAAGCAACUAUCAUUUGAAAAACCAUAUUUGAAAGUACGAGAUUUAGCAUAAAAAUCACAAAAAACGAAAAAUGUAGAAGCAUCAAAACUCAAUUACCUACAUAUUCAUUACUAUAUAAAUAUAUAUAUAUAUAUUUAGGCGAUUAUAGUUUAAGAAAAAACAAUAACAACCACUCUUGUGAUAAAAAGGGGGACAAAUUAAUUUGUAUUUAAAUAUAUGACAUUAACAUUGACUCAAAUGAAACACAAACCAUACAAAGAUAAAGAUAAGGAUAUACAUCCUUAAAUCACAAAUCGCUCCCGAAGAAAAUAUUUCGGCAAACAAUUAAUUUGCAAUGGAAACCAUAAGAAAACCACAUCGAACAAUAACGGUGACGGAAUGCCACAACAUUUAAGAAGAGCUAUGGAAGUCUAACUAUUGUACAAGCCGGACUUAUCCAGAGAUUUUAUUAUCCCAUAUUAUUCAAAGCAUUCGAAUUGUUUAUUUAUUGUAACGAAUAUCACACCGAAAUAUUGUAACAACAAGAACAAUGUAGAUUUCACUAAAACAGCGAACGUAAUUAUUUCAUAAUUUUUAUAUAAGCCCACAUAUACACAUACAACAAUAAGCAUUGUGUUAUAUAUGAAAAGCUCACAUAUAUUCCAUAUUAUUUUAUUCCUUUUGUUUUAUAAAAAAAAAUAACUAUAAAGAAAAUAAUUUUACUUGACUUAUACGUUUAUAUAAUUGGAUCACUAAAGAGCCGAAAAGAAAAACAGUUACACAUAACAUAAAGUGGACGUUAAAUUAAUUUAUUGCCAUUAACCAAAUUGUUUAAUACUUAUAUUUAUGUUCAUAAACACGAUUUCAAUGUUAUUAACUGCGUGAAUAGUUACAAUUACAUCCUAAAAUCAUUAUUUCAAAACUCAACAAUUGUUAUACCAGAAGCUAUGUAUGCUAGUUAAUCUUAGUUAUUUCGAAAAAAUGUAUUAACAUGCGUACGAAAAAGAGAACACCAUAAAGGCUAGUAUGUAAAUAUAUAAAUAACAUCGAAUAUCAAACAAAUUAAGAAAUUAGCAACAGUUUAGGCCACGGUGCCGUCUAACAACAACGGCCAAAGGCACCAAUAGAAAAUUAAAAUUUGUAAUAUGUAUUAUAUUUAAAUUUUAUAUAAUUGAUGCAAUUAUCAAGCAUACAAUUUUAUAGUCGCAUUUUUGUUCACAAUACACAUACUAUACACUACUACUGCUACAAUUAUUAUACACAUAAUUUAAUAAACUACUGCACAUUAUGAAACUGUAAACAAAAACCAAAAGGCAUGUGCAUUUGUUAAAUACUGAACGCAUUCAAAAGUAUAUAUUUUACACAACAAAACUUUUGUUCAAACUGAAACGCUUAUUUGUAUGUAAUUUGGUCAAUGAGUCAAAUGGGUGUUAAAAUUUUGGUUUAAUAAUGCUAUCUAUUUAUGUAACUGUGUGUAAACAUUCUACAAAUGUAAACGAGAUUCAAAAGACUUAAGACCAUUAUGAAUAUGUGAAUGUGAUGAUGAUGAUGAUGAUGAUGAUGAAGUAGAACGCGCGAAAGUUAAUUUAAAUGACGUAAUUCAUGGAGUUCGAAUUGAAAUGUAUAGAAAUCUCUAAGAAAAGCAAAAGCUGAACAAAUAUGGAGAAGCAAAAACAAAAAGAAAAAACAACAUUAAUAUUUUGUUUAAUGUGAACCAAAGCUGUGAUUUUAUGCAAGCCAGCAUACGUUAAGAAUGCAAUAACAACAAAAAAACGACAACAACAACAACAAAAUCCAUUGUAAAAUGAAGAACAAAUAUUAUAAUUAAAAUGUUUAGAUUAGUUAAGUAAAAAUCUGUUGACAGCAAUUAACAAACGAAACAAAUAUCGAUACGAUAUGUAUGUGCAUUCUAAGAGCAGAGAGCUAAAUUUUACACCAACAUAUGUUGAAGCAAUUCUAAGCAGGCUUAAAAGAACGACAGUCUCGUAUUAGGCACUUUUACAAAUAAACCGUUGAUAUGGUCGUGAAUAAUGUUUGUAUAAACCAAAACAUAUCUUUAGAACGAAAAUACAGUUAAUUAAAAAUUAGACAACUUUAGACUCAGUACUUUACAUGUAUUCCGAACAACUUUUAAGUACAUAUAAUGUGUCUGAUAAAUUUUCAAAUUAUCUUUAUUUAACUUAUAUGUUAAUUAUAUAGCAUUCCAAAUCUUUUUAUAAGCCUAAGAGCAUUUUACAAAAGUGAUAUACACAUUUUAUAACAGCCUGAAUGUAAAAGAAAAAUCGCAAUGCUACAAUUUUGUAUGAUUAUAAAUACCGGUCAUACCAUGUCAUUACCAAUAUAUACAACACUUGUUUUUUUUUUUUUUGAAUAUAAAAUAUAUGCUUAAUAUUAAAAGUAUCUUUGAAAGGCACAACAAAGUAAAAAAUGUGUAAUUUUAUAUGUAACUUUACAAAUGUCACCUUUACCUGUGUAAAGCUAAGUAAUUAUGAUUACAAACAUCUAUUAUUUACUGUAUUACAAUUACAAUUACAAUUUAAGGCCAUCUAAAUUAGUAUUAUUAUAAUUAUAUUUAUUUUAACAGAAGCUCUCUGCUCAAUCGUGCAGCAAAUGUGUUAGUUACCUUUACAUAUAAUAAGCUCAAAUGUCAACAAUGCUCAAAUGAUGCUGGUAAAGUGGUAAAGUGUGCAUAUUUGUUUGAAAGUAUACCACACAACGUGUUAGAAGUGUAUAUAAGAUGAAAUUGAACAGCAUAAACCUGUUUUUAUUAAGAACCUUAAGCGGUGGUACAAACUUAGAAAAAAUUCCAACUACUCAGUACCAAAAUGCACGAAAAAAAAAUGAAAACGAAAACAAAAACAACACACACACAAGCAGAAUAUGCAUUAUGAAAACAACAACAACAAAUUGUGAUGAAAGUAUAAUUAUGAAUAUAUCAAUACCAAGUAAUUUAGAGAGGAGAGAAUUGAAAGACAAACAACAAACAAAAACAACAAAUUUAUUAACAGCUUCUGUAUGUCAAUAAAGUAAGAACAAAUGCAGUCAGGGCAAAUGGUAAUUUAAAUAUGUAUGUACAUAUAUAGUACGUACACAAUGCAAUUGUACCAAUGUACUCGUAUAUGUAUGUAUGUAUGUAUGUGCAUAAGUACAUGCAUAUGUAUAUAUUAUGCAAUUUAAUUGAUAUGUGAUAUGCGUCCGCCAUAACAGCAAACAGUUAGCGGCAAGCAACAACCUACUACAUAAACAAGCAAACGCAACAUCUAAACAAAGAGUGUUUAAAGUGAUAUUAACUAUUUAAUUAAAAAAAAAAAGAAACAACAACAUGAACAACAACAACAACAGCAAUUAUAGUAAUAACAUUUGUGAAUUGUAAAUUGGCAAUUGGAGCUUUUAAAGUAGCUUUUAAAGAAGAACAAUAUUAAAAAAAAAAACAAACAGCAAAAGAGAAUGAGAAGUUUGCCAAAUUGUUAAAUAAACAACAUUGUGCUAUAGGAAAUGUUAAGAAAAUCAGCAAUCAAUAAAUCAAUGUGAUCCUUAAUGAUUAUAACUUGAAAUCAAACGACUUAACACAUAAGGAAGGAGGGAGCAUUUCGUUUACUAGUGUUACACAAACAAAAACUGAAACUGAGCAAUCCAAAAAAAUUGUGAAUCUGUAUUCUUAAACAUUUUCCAGUUUAUGCCUUGUCUCCGGUAAACAAUAUGAAUUUCACAUAUUCUCAACAAAUGAUAUUUAUUCUUGCAACACUUUUGUCAUAUUGUGCCAUAGCAAAUUGUUAAAAAUAUACAUACGAACUUGUCAUUAGAUAAGAAUGAUAGACAAUGUUGGUAUAGUUGCGCUACGCAUUUAAAACUUUAAAUGUUAAAAAAAAAUUAAUAGAAAUUAAAAGAUUACAGAUUCGCAAUAUUUUUGGUUUUCAUAGUUGAAAGAGCUGCACAAAUAUUUUGUGAAAUUUUUAUAUAUACUUAUGUAUUCAAUAUUUUUGUCAUCGUUUGAUUUCAAUGUUUAGGUUUAAUAUUUUUGGUAUUAUUAGAAAACUGUUCAAGACUAUAUAAAUGUGUGUUAAAACGAUAUCUUUCAUUAGAAAGCAAGAACAUCAAAUAAAAAAAACUUAAUAAAAUUCCAAAAAAUUCAAUAAAAAUAUUAUUUUGUCAAUAUUAUUGUAUUCAAGAUGAAUAACAAUUUUGUAAUAUGAAAAUUAAACAAAGAUAUACCAUUUCAAUAUUAUUUUAUACGUAAAAUGUGUUAAAUAAAUUUCUAAAUUAUUUAUAUUUUAACAAGAAAUUCGGUAUUUUAUUUUUUAAUUUAUUUAUUAUUUUACUUUCUUUUUAUUAAGUUAAGUCAGUAUGGUUGAAAGAAUGUUGAGUUAGGUUAGCAUAGGUCAGCAUGUCUGAGCAAACAAAAAAUACCUUGUUGGACAUUGCGAAACCUUGAGACUUUAAACUAUUUACGGUCUCCUAUAAAACCCAGUUUCUACACUUGAUUCUUGAUUUUUACUGAAAUGUAUCGUUUGCGAACAUACUUUAAAUGGAUAUGAUUAUGCAAUUAGAGAGCUAUGUACUUCUGAAAUUGAAUGUGAAUAGUGGUAACAAAGGUCGUCAAGACAUACUGCAUACGCUUAUAAGAAAAUCAAUUUAAGCAAAUAAAAAAUAUUAACAACAAAUAUUACCGACACCGAUAUACUAUGUAUGUAUAUAUACACAAACACUUACAUCCUUAUAUAUACAUAGAUAUAUAUAUAUAUACAAAAUGUAGAUACAUAUAUAAUUGUUAUAACAACAACAUGAAUGAUAAGAAAUGAUAAAAUCAUUAAGUGGAGCUGUGAUAAUCAAAUUAAACGGAGAAAUGAUAAACAACACAUCCGAAAAAUUAAGAUUUGAAGUAAAAAUAAGUAAAACACCCCAGAAAAAAAAACUGAAUUAUACGAGAGUAACGGCAUGAAUUAUUCAAGCUCGAAUUUCCGAAUAAACCGUCUUUACUGUUAAUCGCAAUUACAUACAUACUACAUAUAUAAAAUGGCGAUAGUUGAGUGUUAGCAAGUGAAAAAAUCACAUUACGUGCAAUUUAAAGCAAGAAAAUAAUAAAGACAAAAUCUCAAUUGAAUUAUAAUAGCAUUCAGCGUUAUUUAUUAUUUAUAACUAUUAUUGCAUAAGUAACAAAAAUUGUCAAAAAUCGUAGUGGUAAAAUAAUCAAAUUAUGAUGAAAAAGAAAUAUAUAAAAAAAUUUAGUCAAAUGGAAAUUUUAAGCAAAUAUUUGCCUACUAGCGACAGUAAAGA
Zeugodacus cucurbitae (melon fly) is the source of this 7201-nucleotide messenger RNA. Its product is annotated as F-box only protein 33. Lineage: Eukaryota; Metazoa; Arthropoda; Insecta; Diptera; Tephritidae. Gene Ontology annotation, biological process: positive regulation of protein ubiquitination; SCF-dependent proteasomal ubiquitin-dependent protein catabolic process. The transcript is spliced from 10 exons. Gene Ontology annotation, cellular component: SCF ubiquitin ligase complex. Gene Ontology annotation, molecular function: protein binding. The record is from RefSeq and is a predicted model, not a curated record. Bases 271 to 1629 code for a protein of 452 amino acids.